UCUCGUCAUAUCCCUUCCAUCCCUUUUUCUUUCCUCAUAGUCCCCAUAGACCAAUUUACAUUGAAAACACUUCUUAUAUACAAGAUGCCGUAUAAAUCCCGCUGGACAAUCGACAUUCCAGACACCCAUUUAGCCUCUCUCCUCCUCAAAUCCCCAACAGCACCACUCUCCAAAACAGACAAAUGCUAUCUGGAAGCUGCCCGCCCAGAAACCCAUUACUUCACCAACCAUGACUUCCGCCUCUGGAGCCAACGGUUCGCUGCCGGCCUCCGCAAAUCAGGUCUCCAAACCGGCGACCGCGUCCUCCUUUUCUCAGGAAACGACCUCUUCUUCCCCGUAGUCUUCAUGGGCGUAAUCAUGGCCGGCGGAAUCUUCACCGGCGCCAACCCAACCUUCGUAGCCCGCGAACUGGCCUACCAACUCCAAGACAGCGGCGCCACAUACCUAAUCUGCGCAACGAGCAGCCUGCCCACCGGCCUCGAAGCCGCCAAGGAAGCCAACUUCCCGCAGAACCGCAUCUUCGCCUACGACAGCGGUCUCUACGACGGCAUCACAAACCCGCAACACGGAUGCGCGUACUGGAGCGACCUCAUCGUCCCAGAAGCGGAAGGCGCCGCCUUCGUCUGGGACGACCUGAACACCGCAUCCCUGUCCAGCCGCACUCUGGCGCUGAACUAUUCCAGCGGCACGACUGGACGCCCGAAGGGGGUGGAGAUCUCGCACAAGAACUACGUCGCGAAUAUGCUGCAGUAUUGCUUCAUGCCGACGCUGAGCCCGGACUACGAGGCCAGGCUGAAGCGCUCCCGCUGGCUGUGCUUCUUACCUAUGUACCAUGCGAUGGCGCAGAAUAUCUUCAUUGCGGCUGCGUUGCACCGCUCGACGCCGGUGUAUAUCAUGCCGAAGUUUGAUUUCCUCAAGAUGCUGGAGUACACGCAGAAAUUCCGGAUUUCGGAUUACAUUCUCGUGCCGCCGGUGGUUGUCGCGUUGGCGAAGCAUCCGGCUGUGAAGCAGUUUGAUUUGAGUAGUGUUGAGGCGGUGGGGAGUGGUGCUGCGCCGUUGGGGAGAGAGGUGUGUGAGGAGGUUGAGAGGUUGUGGCCGUCGGGGAAGAUUAAUAUUAAGCAAGGGUGGGGGAUGACUGAGGCGACGUGCUCGGUUACUGGAUGGCAUCCUGCGGAAACGAGUACAUCUGCUUCUGUCGGUGAGCUCAACCCCAAUUGUGAGGCUAAGAUUGUCUCGCCCGAUGGGUCCGAACUACUCGAGCGAAAUACCCGGGGUGAACUGUGGGUUCGGGCACCAAACGUCAUGAAAGGCUACUGGCGCAACGAGAAAGCAACCCAAGACACCAAGACCGAGGAUGGCUGGCUCCAAACGGGCGACGUUGCCUUUGUCGAUGAGCAGGGCAAAUUCCAUGUCGUGGAUCGAUUGAAGGUAUACCGAUUCCAGGACGAAAGCCAAAAAAAAGAAGAAACUAAUGAUGUGCAGGAGUUGAUCAAAGUCAAGGGCAACCAAGUCGCGCCCGCCGAAUUGGAGGCUCUUCUCCUCGAACACCCUGCGAUCUCAGAUGUCGCUGUGAUCGGAGCUGUCAUCAACAAUGAUGAGCGCCCUCGCGCAUAUGUGGUGCUCACGCCUGGCCAAUCCGCCACCGCAGACGACAUCACCCAGUUCCUGGCCACCAAGGUCUCCGCAUUUAAGCGGAUUACCGGGGGUGUGGUAUUCCUCGAGGCGAUUCCUAAGAAUCCAUCGGGCAAGAUUCUUCGGACGAAAUUGCGCGAGCUGGCUAAAGAGGAGCUGAAGGGUGCUACGGCUAAACUGUAG
Messenger RNA from Penicillium paradoxum, 1815 nucleotides. RefSeq names its product acyl--CoA ligase. The record is from RefSeq and is a predicted model, not a curated record. The annotation marks the transcript as partial. The transcript has 3 exons. Gene Ontology annotation, biological process: secondary metabolic process. Gene Ontology annotation, molecular function: CoA-ligase activity. NCBI's taxonomy places the organism in Eukaryota, Fungi, Ascomycota, Eurotiomycetes, Eurotiales, Aspergillaceae.